CUGUCUUGCACUCCUCCCGACUCCCAAAUGCUCCUAGACUCUUCAGUUUUAGCUCCCAAAGUUGCUUAGAAACAAUUUGAUCCGAUAUCUACAGAUCAUUGUCGCAUUAAUUGAUUGCGCAAGCUGCAAGAUGAAGCAGUUCAUCGCGAAGUUCAAGCGUUCUGUCAGAAUCUCCGAAGCCCCAGCAGAUCCAACAACUUCAGAUGCAGCGCCCAAGUUGGUCACAAUUGGGUCCGAUGUUGGACACACAGAGGCAGAGCCACAAUCUACGCCCAGCCCAAAAGCGAAGCAGCAGAACUGCGAUAGUAGGCUUGAGAGCCUCCUGCCUGAAGUCCGGCGCCAGCUCCUUUCCAUUCUGGACCUUCGAGGCCUAAAACUGCUGGUCCGCGCCUCACCAACCUUCCACCAGCAGUAUCUUGUCGAUCGCAAGUAUCUCCUCUGUCGAAGCCUUGAGGAGACAUUGGGCAGCGUGGCCAUUGACGCCUAUGCCGUCCAUAAGUGCACAGCCCAAGCUGGAGAUACGAAACAAAACACUCCUUGGGUGCCGAACUCAUACUCGGAACAGACAUCACGGCGAUACUUGUCACUUGCAGACAAGCUUACUCUAGAUGAAGCCAUAAGGAUGGCUGUCUUCUACUUCCAUUCCGUGAAGCCCAUCACAGAAUACUAUGCUCGCUGGUCGCUCGACAAUCUCGCCAAUGAAGCAGGGAAGGACUCUCAUAAUCACCAGCAGGAAGUUACACUCACCCGCACGGAGACAAUGCGAUUGAUACGGGCUACAUAUCGCUUCCAGCUGCUCUGUCAACUUGUUGAGCCUGCUAACAAGGCUAUGAGGCUAUCUCGACAAGAGACUGUACUGGAUUUUCUUGGCGUGCUCGAACCGUGGGAGAUCGAGGAGCUUUUCUCAUUCUACCAGUUUGCGCGGGAUGUAUACGACAGAAUUCUCACCGAUAUCCGCUGGGAUCUGCAUCCAGACAACCCCAGGUUUGACGACCAAGGCCGACCGCCUACUCCAGAGGGGGCAUUUGAUCUAGAUAUCUCGACGGAUCGGAGCAAUUAUCUAGAAGGAAUAACACUGCGUGGUCUUUCCCUGCUGCACACAGUCCUUUUCAAAAUUAAGGACCACAAACAUCUCGUCUCCACAAUGCAGCAGCAUAUAACCAGCUCAUAUAUUCCGUUCAAUGCGUUGGAGGGCGUCCUUGGCGAAACACAACAGGCCCUGCGGCGCAGGAACCACCCAUCUGAGCGGGAUCGGAUGCAAGAGCAACGAACCCCGUACCCAUUUCGCGGGGACAGCGAGCCGGACGCGCCACCGCUUGCUUGGACGAUAAUGUGGGGUAACACGUAUAGCAACUUGUACGGGUGGUAUAUCCCAGAGGAAAUGCGUCGUUGGGGAUAUGUCUUCUGGGACGCGGCGACGCUGGAGGGUAUGGGGGGCAGGAGAGUGCUGAAUCGGCAGUGGGAAGAAUACUGGGACAAUGAUCCCAGAGACGACUUGCUGUAAGAGUGUAUAUGCUGGAAAGGGGGGACCAAACGAUCACUGUCACUGAUGCCUGUAUGAAACCGCCUUCCCUCUAGCGGCUGAAUUAUGUGCUCCACAAGAGCUGUACUAGAUUUGUUAGCCGUAUUCCCAUAUUGUCUCUCUUGGCUACUUGAGUUUUUGGAAGAAUGACAGCCUGCAAGCAGAUAGGGGCGUUAGCAAAUUCUCUGGAAUAGCUAGGCGGCAGGAACUUGGUUGCUCGAUGCUUGUUCCUAGUACAAUACAUUACUUCUAGG
Messenger RNA from Phialemonium atrogriseum, 1776 nucleotides. RefSeq lists its product as uncharacterized. The coding region runs from base 131 to 1504 and encodes 457 amino acids. The record is from RefSeq and is a predicted model, not a curated record. Lineage: Eukaryota; Fungi; Ascomycota; Sordariomycetes; Cephalothecales; Cephalothecaceae. The transcript has 2 exons.